UUUACGAAAUGCAUUUGCGGCAAGAGUGACAAUAAAAGCAAGAAUUCCACCGCCCCACAACUGGACGAGAUGACCCUGCCGAGCUGGUCUUCGCUGGCCGGCCGUCUCAAGUUGCUUUACGAUUCGACCCACGACUACCAUCCGCAGUUCCAGGGCUACGAGUUGGGAACCGUUAUCAAACAGGCGGACACCGUACUGCUGGGCUACCCACUGAACUAUCAGCAUCUGGGGAUGACCCCUCGAACCCGGAGUAAUGAUCUGCGUUUUUACGAGCGUGUCACCCGAGCAACAGGGCCGGCAAUGACCUGGGCGAUGCAUGCCAUAAACCACCUGGAUCUGGGCGAGAUCGAGGAUGCCGAGAGGAAUUUUGAGCGAAGCUACCGAUCAUACGUGCGGGCUCCAUUCCACGUGUGGUGCGAGGUCCCACCGGAUCAAACUGGGGCCGUGAACUUUAUCACCGGUGCGGGUGGCUUCCUGCAAGCGAUCAUCAACGGUUUCGCUGGAGUCCGGUUGUACUUGGAUCGGCUGGAGAUAAAACGACCCAGGCCGCUACCCGGGACCCAAGGAUUGACAAUAAAAGGGUUGGAAUAUCUCGGAGCCAGAUUGACUAUGUGCAUCUCCAAGGCGAUGGUGACGCUUGAAGCAACUCAACUAACUCGAGAUUUGAUGCUACAUUCCGGCGACAAAGAGGAACCAAUUUCACUGAAUACGAUAUACGAUAUAACCAACACGAACAUUACUAUUCGAAACAAACUCAACGUAUUUGGCGAAUGUUCUCUCCCACAAGAUACCUUGUCAAUCAUCAAUGUUUAAUCAGAAGUCAGCGAGAAGCUCAGUCAUUAAGAAAAAAUGA
Messenger RNA from Uranotaenia lowii, 853 nucleotides. Its product is annotated as protein-glucosylgalactosylhydroxylysine glucosidase-like. The record is from RefSeq and is a predicted model, not a curated record. The transcript is spliced from 2 exons. The coding region runs from base 70 to 813 and encodes 247 amino acids. Gene Ontology annotation, biological process: carbohydrate metabolic process. Lineage: Eukaryota; Metazoa; Arthropoda; Insecta; Diptera; Culicidae.